Messenger RNA from Laccaria bicolor S238N-H82, 2217 nucleotides. RefSeq lists its product as uncharacterized. The coding region runs from base 1 to 2217 and encodes 738 amino acids. The transcript is spliced from 6 exons. Gene Ontology annotation, biological process: negative regulation of TORC1 signaling; cellular response to amino acid starvation; TORC1 signaling. The record is from RefSeq and is a predicted model, not a curated record. Lineage: Eukaryota; Fungi; Basidiomycota; Agaricomycetes; Agaricales; Hydnangiaceae. Gene Ontology annotation, cellular component: GATOR1 complex.
AUGGCUGAGUCUCUGCUGGCUAUUUUACUUGUAACGACGUCGGCGAAAGGCGCAUCGCUUGUCUAUCGAUGGCCAGCUUUUCCCGUCAGUCCUCCGAGGCUCAAACGCAUACGGCCAAAUGAUCUUUUCUGGCCGUCCCAGCUAGAUAACCUCUGGAGGGCCUCUAACCCCGCUGACACGUUCGGUGCAAACGCCGAGUCUCCUGCUCAGGAUUAUACAAGUGAUCCAGAAUACCGUUGGCGGCGGCUGCAUGAAAGGGAAGAGCGGCCAACUCCUCAAUCACGGAGAAUCUCUCCUGGCAGAGAUAGGUCAUACUCUAUGGAGAAAGCAGCCAACCUCGAACAAUACGACCAUGUGUUUGGGUACACUACACAAUUUCUCGCCAAGACCCUCUGCCCUAAGCGUUCGAUGUACCACCAGAAGUUUGAACUGGUGGUAGAUGACUUGGCAUUUAUCGGUCACCCAGUCUGUGCAGACUCAGGUGGGGUAUGGAGGUUCAAGCCGGAAAAGCUCAACGGCGGCCCUAGGGGCAGGGAUGCAAGGGGAUUGGACAAUUCAGAAGCACAUCAAGACAAUGGUUCUGUUAGUCCGGUGUCAGUCGAACCAUCGUCGUCAAAGAGCUCAUGGCUUCACACCUUCCAUCUUGUUUUUGUUCUCGACCUGCCUGACCCCUCCUCCUCAGCGUCGGGCAAUGUUUCUAAGUACUUCGACAUCAUAUACGAACAAAUUGCCUUCACAGCAACAGCAGUCCUAUUUCAAGAACAAGUCCUUUCGAAUUUUGUUCAAACUCAAUGCGAAGCUCUGAGUUCACUGAAGGAAUCGUGCAUAUCCAAGGGUGAUUCCUUUGAUGUUUUUACCUCCAAAGCUUUAGAAAUAUCUUCGAUUGCGUCUGGUAUGAAGUUGAUUUACGAAGCGAUCAGGUCAAAAUCCAUUGCCUACAUCACAUUCAAUAACCUCCCCAUGGAGUUACAACUACCACCAUAUCUUGAAACCCUCCUUCAUAGCGAGGGUGAUUACGACGCAGAUUUCAUAUAUCAGUUUGAUGACGACGAUAUCCGAACGUGGGGACAAGAUUUGAGUUUCGGUUGGAGACUGCCUGCGCUAGCGCCAUGGAAAAGCCUAUUACUUUUGGACGGGGAUAACGAAAUUGACCCAAACAUAACAUUGAGAGGCCCCCAACUUACUGCGGAGGACAGUACUCUGGCUGAAGAACUGGCACGAUUCUUGGAUACCGCAUCCAUUACAUUGUCGCUCGCUGACAUGGCAAGCCUAUUGAACUGGAACCUGGAGUCACAAAUCUACCCUGUCGUUCGUUGGCUUGUACAGCACCGCAGGGCCAAGAUAGUGGAUACGGUCCAUCCCGGUUUGAAGACCGUGUUUUCGCUUCCGCCCAUUUUCCAGCCACCGCUUGCGACAUUGACGGCCGAGUUUGAGAAACGGUUUACACACCCAUCUAUCCCCCCUCUUCCGAGGAUUCUGGCUGAUAUAUCCACCUCAAUGUCCCGACAAACCGAAAAUCACUUCUUUGCUUCAGUGGUGAAAACCAAAGAUCUCAUUAAACUGUAUCAUGAGGUCGUUCUUUGGAUGUUGAAACGCGACAUGCUGGUAACUCUGCAUCUUCGAAUACGAGUGGUGGCAACGGUUGACUUGAGGAAACGUGUCCAAAUGAGCCGAUAUUCCAGCGGUUUGUCCGGCAAGGGUUCUCAAGGAUCUGGCGUACAACGGGAUCUCCAUUACCUUGGGGAGGUUGAGGAAUCUGCUGGUGUCCAGUCAGGUGUGCCCUGGCUUGCCCUCUCUCCUAAAAGUGCAAGGAAACACCUGCGACGAAUACCGUCCAAUGGGUCGCGAGGAAGUGAGAUGAGCGAGUUGGUCAUCAAGGAAUAUGACGAACAAUUCUUGGGCGUAGAGGACUCUGCUACAUAUGAACUACCAACGGAAGAGGACUCCUCUGGUUCGGAGACAUCGGAUGAACACAUAGUUUCCUCGAUCAUUGAUGACCCCGGCCGAGCAACUCCACUAGAGCGUCGCUGGUUAUCGGCCAUGUCCGACGGGAAAGAGCCUCACAUUGCAAAAAGAUUUGAGCAGAUUAACCAGUAUUUUGACGGCAAGAAAUCAGACGACGAAAUUCUCUAUCUCGCAGGAAUAUCUCGAAAGCAGUUGCGUGAGCUGCUUCACCAUUAUGAAGAAUAUUUACAAACAUUCUUGCACCCAUCAUGA